This is a messenger RNA of Pistacia vera, 1775 nucleotides long. RefSeq names its product probable glycerol-3-phosphate acyltransferase 3. The coding region runs from base 13 to 1584 and encodes 523 amino acids. Gene Ontology annotation, cellular component: membrane. Gene Ontology annotation, molecular function: phosphatase activity; glycerol-3-phosphate 2-O-acyltransferase activity. Gene Ontology annotation, biological process: cutin biosynthetic process. The transcript has 2 exons. NCBI's taxonomy places the organism in Eukaryota, Viridiplantae, Streptophyta, Magnoliopsida, Sapindales, Anacardiaceae. The record is from RefSeq and is a predicted model, not a curated record.
GAAGGCGCAAAUAUGUCUUUGAAGUUUUCUUUUUUCGAAACCCUCUUCUUUUUUUUCUAUCGAAUUCUCUUCAAACAUUUUAGGAACUCAAAAAGUCUCCACAGAGCUGUCAGCAACAACUAUAGCAAAUUUCAAAGGUACAAUUCUCUUGCUCACAGAUCAGACCUUUCAAACCAAAUUUUGAUCUUCGAUGUUGAAGGAGCUUUAUUGAAAUCCUCAUCAUUGUUCCCUUAUUUUAUGCUUGUGGCUUUUGAAGCUGGAGGUCUUUUCAGGGCUUUUAUUCUACUCGUUUCAUAUCCAUUUAUUUGUUUAGUUGGUGAAGAGAUGGGCUUGAAAAUAAUGGUCAUGAUCUGCUUCUUUGCGAUUAAACAAGACAACUUCAGAGUUGGAACAGCUGUUCUGCCAAAGUUCUUCUUGGAGAAUGUUGGGUUGGAAAUCUAUGAGGUGGUGAAAAGAGGAGGCAAAAAGGUCGGCGUAAGUAAUAUACCUAAAGUAAUGAUUGAUAGUUUCUUGAGAGAUUAUUUGGAGAUAGAUGUUGUAGUUGGACGAGAGCUAAAGGUUUUCUGUGGGUACUUUGUUGGACUCAUGGAAGAGAGAAAGAAAGAAAAGCUUGUUUUACAGGAGAACAAUAGUGAUGUUAUCGGCAUUACUCGCUUCAACAAGUCCCUUGAUGGACAUAAGUUGUUCCUUCAGUGUAAGGAGAUUUACAUGGUGAGAAGAACUGACAAGAGGAGCUGGCAACAGCUACCAACAGAUAAAUACCCAAAACCGCUCAUUUUCCAUGAUGGUAGACUGGCUUUUAGUCCAACCGUGUUGGCUACGGUCGCCAUGUUCAUGUGGAUUCCAUUUGGUUUCAUUCUUGCUAUCUUCAGGGCUGUUGUUGCCUUAACUCUUCCCUUCGAUAUUUCCAUCCCCAUAUUAAUCUUUUCAGGGUUAUUCCUUUCCGUAGAUCAACCAAAUAGUUCCCACUCAUCGCCCAACCCCAACUCAAAGCAUCUCCUUUAUGUUUGUAAUCAUAGAACAUUACUAGACCCUUUAUAUCUUUCUUUUACAUUAAAGAAAAACUUUACAGCAGUCACUUACAGUCUAAGCAGAAUGUCAGAGAUCUUGGCACCAAUCAAAACCGUCCGAUUAACAAGAAACCGGGAUCAAGAUGCAAAAAUGAUGGAAAGGCUAUUAAAACAAGGGGACCUGGUAGUUUGCCCAGAAGGGACCACAUGUAGAGAACCAUAUCUCUUAAGAUUUAGCCCGUUGUUUGCAGAGAUGAGUGAUAACAUAGUUCCUGUAGCUUGUAACAGUCACGUUACAAUGUUUUAUGGAACAACUGCAGGUGGGCUCAAGUGCCUUGAUCCACUUUUCUUUCUCUUGAACCCAUCUCCAAGUUACACUGUGCAGUUGCUUGAUUGUGUAUCCGGACUGUCCAAGUGUGUUAAUGAUGAAAAAUCAAGAUUCGAUGUGGCCAAUCAUGUGCAAAGUGAGCUCGCCAAUGCAUUAGGCUUUGAACCUACCAAGCUUACAAGGAGAGAUAAGUACCAGAUUCUGGCAGGUAAUGACGGGAUAGCUUGCACAAGUAAAAAACCCUAAGUCCAUACCGUGCCGUGUAAAAUUACCACCGCAGCCAAGUUGCAACGUGACUUGUAUCAAAUUCUUAAUGACAGUAUAUAUGGUCUUCUUUGUACCCUUUGGUUUCUUUUAGAUAAGUAGGCAAAAACAAAAUCAUACAUUUUUCUUUUUUAAUAAGUGAUUACCAGUUGUAACUUGUAAUAUAUUUUGAA